Messenger RNA from Pectinophora gossypiella (pink bollworm), 330 nucleotides. Its product is annotated as cytochrome b-c1 complex subunit 7-like. The coding region runs from base 1 to 330 and encodes 109 amino acids. Lineage: Eukaryota; Metazoa; Arthropoda; Insecta; Lepidoptera; Gelechiidae. The transcript is spliced from 3 exons. The record is from RefSeq and is a predicted model, not a curated record. Gene Ontology annotation, biological process: mitochondrial electron transport, ubiquinol to cytochrome c.
AUGGCGUUUAGAGCUACCCCUGUAGUUCGGUCCGCUAUGAGGAAAUGGGCGUACAACUUAGCGGGAUUUAAUCGUUAUGGUCUCCGCCGGGAUGAUACACUAUACGACGAAGACCAAGACGUGAAGGUAGCACUGCGCCGCUUACCGAAGCACGUGCUCGACGAGCGCACCUACCGGCAGCUGCGAGCCCUCCAACUGAGCAUCCAAAAAGACACUCUGCCCAAGGACCAGUGGACCAAGUACGAAGAGGAUACUCUCUACCUGACCCCUAUAGUCGAUCAAGUAAGAAGAGAACGCGAGGAGAGAGAAGCCUGGGAAAGCGAGUACUAA